AUGAAGACGAGAGGACGGCGUAACACGCAGAGGAAUAUUUGAAGCCUGUCCAAGCGCCUGCUUGAUGACCGCCCACCCAAUCAGGAGCGGGUACUGCCGUUGCCAUGGAGAUGCUCUAGCCCCGCCCACAUGUCGGCGCUGCCCCGCCCCCUCGGAGCCCACGGAGCGAGUUUAAAGAGAGUCCCUGCUGAGCGCUGCUGUCACAGCUCGCACGUCGUGUGGUGGAAAUAUGAAGAGAAGCCAGACUUACAGCUCGUCAGACAGCGACUUGGACGACAACAUCGAAGUGGAGAAAGACAGCGGCGACGAAAAUGGUUCUGCUGACUGUCACGACUCUACGUCACCUUCCACUACCACUCAGGUUCAAGCCAGGAAACGACGCAGAGGAAUCAUCGAGAAAAGGAGACGCGACCGCAUCAACAACAGUUUGUCUGAGCUGAGAAGACUGGUGCCAAGUGCCUUUGAGAAACAGGGAUCAGCCAAACUGGAAAAAGCAGAAAUCCUGCAAAUGACGGUGGACCAUUUGAAGAUGCUGCAUGCAUCUGGAGGUUUCUUCGAGGCUCAGACCUUGGCAAAGGAUUACCGCAGUCUGGGCUUCAGGGAGUGUUUGGCCGAGACGGCUCGCUUCCUGAGCAUCAUGGAGGGUCGGGACAGCACGGACCCCCUGCGUCUCCGCCUGGUGUCCCACCUGAGCAACUACGCCUCCCAGAGGGAAGUGCAGGCCGGACUAGAACACUUGGCCUGGGGCUCCGCCUACGGGGCCGGCCCUGCUCCACUUCCCCAUCCCCUCUUGCUCCAACCCCCACAGGGCAGGACCCCGGCAUCCAGAGGAAACAGUCGUCUGUCCUCCACAUCCUCCUCCGCCGCCGAGGUCUCGGGGGCGUCCAGGCUCCUGCCUCCCGCCGAGUCCCACAGGGCCCCCAAAGUGCCAAAGGUGUCGCCGCCCCUCCUGUCGUCCCUCUCCUCGCUGUCGGCCUUCCCCCUCUCUUUCGGCGCUUUUCCGCUCGUCUCCCCGGCAACCCUCGGCUCAAUCGCCCCCCCUUCCGCCCUGUCCAAGCCAUACAGGCCCUGGGGCACGGAGAUCGGGGCCUUCUGAAGAGGACUGGACUGAGUAUCAUAGCUAUAGCACACACAGGUGACCUUGUUGCUGGCGGACGUUCUAGAUAUGGAUUAUUAAAAGUGAUUUAGCUAACAUGCGCUCUCAUGUGUGAGGGAUGAAACACAUUUAGUGGUCACGUUGUCAUGGAUAUUUAAUAUAGACUCACGCCAAACUAACUUCCUGGCAAUGAGACACUUGCCUUUUUGUAUUUGUCAUAUUUUUCUAUCAAUAAAUCACAUCAAAAAUGUGUGUAAAAAAAAAAGGAACAA
This is a messenger RNA of Nerophis ophidion (straightnose pipefish), 1368 nucleotides long. RefSeq names its product hairy/enhancer-of-split related with YRPW motif protein 1-like. Gene Ontology annotation, biological process: regulation of neurogenesis; regulation of transcription by RNA polymerase II; anterior/posterior pattern specification. The record is from RefSeq and is a predicted model, not a curated record. The transcript is spliced from 6 exons. Gene Ontology annotation, cellular component: nucleus. NCBI's taxonomy places the organism in Eukaryota, Metazoa, Chordata, Actinopteri, Syngnathiformes, Syngnathidae. Bases 230 to 1096 code for a protein of 288 amino acids. Gene Ontology annotation, molecular function: protein dimerization activity; DNA-binding transcription factor activity, RNA polymerase II-specific; RNA polymerase II cis-regulatory region sequence-specific DNA binding.